AUGUCAGUCCCGUUAAGAUCAGCACAUCGGCCCCACGCUGUUCUCUGCCACUGCUUUCCGUGCUUAAAUCUCAGUAGUUGUCGUAAGAAACGAAGAACGUGUUGGAGUUGUUACAGACCCGAAGAAAUCCCUGUAGAAGCUCUCACUAAAAUGGGUCGCAAAGAGGCUGACUAUGAAUGGAAGAAGAUCACUGAUAAUAUUGAAGAAGUGUUUGACAUCCUGGAGGUGCUGGGAUCAGGCGCAUUCUCUGAGGUCUUCAUGGUGAAGGAGAGAAAAACUGGGAAGCUUUUUGCCAUGAAGUGUGUGAAGAAAAAAAGCAAAAGAGAUGUGAGCUUGGACAACGAGAUUGCUGUGUUGAGAAGGAUCAAACAUGAGCAUGUUGUGGGGUUAGAAGAUUUCUAUGAAAGUCUGACACAUUACUACCUCAUCAUGCAGCUUGUUUCAGGUGGUGAACUGUUUGACCGGAUCUUGGACAGGGGGACGUAUUCCGAGAAAGAUGCUAGUCUAGUUAUCAGACAGGUUCUGGAGGGUGUCAAUUAUCUGCACAAUAAUGGCAUAGUGCACCGUGAUCUCAAGCCAGAGAAUCUGCUGUACUACAGUCAGGAUGACAACUCCAAAAUAAUGAUCAGUGAUUUUGGCCUUUCCAAGAUGGAGGACAACGGCAUCAUGUCCACAGCGUGUGGUACUCCAGGCUAUGUGGCUCCCGAGGUACUGGCUCAGAAACCCUACAGUAAAAUAGUGGACUGCUGGUCUGUUGGAGUCAUCACCUAUAUCCUUCUCUGUGGCUAUCCUCCUUUCUAUGAGGAGUCUGAGACUCGACUCUUCUCUAAGAUCAUGAAAGCCCAGUACGAGUUUGACUCUCCCUUCUGGGAUGACAUCUCAGAGUCCGCAAAGGACUUUAUCCGCAACAUGAUGCAGAAAAAUCCUAAAUUGCGCUGCACAGCAGAGCAAGCUCUUAGACAUCCUUGGAUCAUGGGUAACACAGCCCGAAGCCAGGAUAUUUACCACUCUGUCAGCAUGCAAAUCCAAAAGAACUUUGCCAAGUCCAAGUGGAAGCAAGCCUUCAAUGCUACAGUGGCCAUCAAUCAUAUGAAGAGGCUCCAUCUUGCCCACUGUGUCAAACAGAGCCAGACUCCACCUCAGCCACCUGACAUCAAAGUCACAUCCACAUCUAGCCCCAAAGCAGAGUGCAAGAACCUGGCCUCCGACAAUCUGGAAGCCAACAACGGCUUGCCAUCAAGCGGUCACAUAAAUGUCCCUGCUGGUCCUACAGAUGUGAAGGGUCAAUACAUGUCCCUGAAGGUCAGCCCCAGGGAAAUCACCCAUGCUGGGACCCUCACAGUGGUCAAGAAGAGCAAGCAUGUGUACCUCUCCGAACCAGCGAAUCUAAACGGGUAUGGAAGGACAGAUACAAUACGCAUUGGUGAAAAAUUUCAAACAGGCGUCUGUUCCAUUAUGUGACCAGUAAGAGAGGCACCGUGAGGACAUUUUAAUAGGUCUGGGACCUGUUUCUCACUGGCAGCUUGAUGUGGGCACAUCCUGCCGCUUCCAGCCCUGGCUUGGAAUGUUUACAAGGCAGUUGACCUGUUGCCUGUUGCCCAUUCUGAUACUGCUGAGGUUCAAUGCCUCCAUACCAUCACUCACAGAGACACACAUGCAACGCGCACG
Messenger RNA from Electrophorus electricus (electric eel), 1668 nucleotides. It is a transcript of the gene camk1gb, whose product is annotated as calcium/calmodulin-dependent protein kinase IGb. Gene Ontology annotation, molecular function: protein kinase activity; ATP binding. Gene Ontology annotation, biological process: protein phosphorylation. Lineage: Eukaryota; Metazoa; Chordata; Actinopteri; Gymnotiformes; Gymnotidae. The record is from RefSeq and is a predicted model, not a curated record.